Messenger RNA from Pseudomyrmex gracilis, 2723 nucleotides. It is a transcript of the gene sgl, whose product is annotated as UDP-glucose 6-dehydrogenase. NCBI's taxonomy places the organism in Eukaryota, Metazoa, Arthropoda, Insecta, Hymenoptera, Formicidae. Bases 447 to 1889 code for a protein of 480 amino acids. Gene Ontology annotation, biological process: glycosaminoglycan biosynthetic process. Gene Ontology annotation, cellular component: nucleus; cytosol. The transcript is spliced from 6 exons. The record is from RefSeq and is a predicted model, not a curated record. Gene Ontology annotation, molecular function: NAD binding; UDP-glucose 6-dehydrogenase activity.
CGCAGAAACUCUUAUGGCCGUGACCGCUCUCAGGCUUCUCUCUGCUCUCACGCUUAUCUCUGAUAGAAGUCUGUGAUGUGAUCAUAGAAAAUGCAAUGUUGCCAUUUACCCACGCGCCAUUGUGACAUCCCGACUCCGACGUAGCAACGUGGCUACGACGGCGCGGCCUCGGCGCGUCCUCGGCAUUUUCACGUAGUAUUUUAUACGGUGCCGCGAAAACGAUGUGUGCACAGUGUCUGGACGUUCUGUAAAACACGGUGUGGAGCAUAUUGAUUCUAUAUUGCCGUAACGCACUUUCUUUAUUAUGAAUGACGUCAGACUUGUAUCGUAGAAGCUGCCUGUGUGGAUCUCUUCGUGCUAGAUCGCAAUUCACAUUUUUGUUGCUUACACUCUCUCUCAUUUUCACGUCUUGAUCAUCGUCUUUUUCACUGUAAACAGCUCGAGUCAUGACGAGAAUUCGAAAAAUUUGUUGCAUCGGAGCCGGUUAUGUGGGCGGACCAACGUGUAGCAUUAUCGCACUGAAAUGUCCGGAGAUAGAAGUAACCGUAAUCGAUAAGAAUAAAGAGAGAAUAGCACAAUGGAAUUCUCACAAGUUGCCAAUAUACGAACCAGGUUUGGACGAAGUAGUAAAAAAAUGUCGUGGAAAAAAUUUAUUUUUUUCCACCGAUAUUGAGACGGCAAUUAAAGAGGCUGAUCUAAUUUUUAUUUCGGUAAACACGCCAACAAAGACCUUUGGUAAUGGCAAAGGAAGAGCAGCAGAUUUAAAAUAUGUAGAGAAUGCUGCCAGAAUGAUCGCGGAAAUCGCAAUAGGCGAUAAGAUUGUCGUGGAGAAGAGUACUGUGCCAGUAAGAGCGGCUGAGAGUAUUAUGAAUAUCUUGCACGCUAAUCACAAGCCGGGCAAUUCCUACCAGAUACUUUCAAAUCCAGAAUUCCUAGCCGAAGGAACAGCUAUAGAAGAUCUGCUAAAUGCAGAUCGCGUGUUGAUCGGUGGAGAAGAUUCUCCUGAAGGACAAGCGGCUAUCGAAGAACUGUGCAAAGUUUACGAACAUUGGAUUCCUAGGGAAAAUAUUCUCACUACAAAUACUUGGAGCUCAGAACUGUCCAAACUUGCUGCAAACGCUUUUCUAGCGCAACGCAUCUCUAGUAUAAACUCCUUAUCGGCGGUAUGCGAAGCCACUGGUGCCGAUGUGUCAGAAGUUGCUCGAGCAGUCGGACUUGAUUCUCGUAUCGGUUCAAAGUUCCUACAUGCGUCAGUUGGAUUUGGCGGUUCCUGUUUUCAAAAAGAUAUUCUGAAUCUCGUGUACAUCUGCGAAUGUUUGAACUUACCUGAAGUAGCGGCGUAUUGGCAACAGGUGAUCGAUAUGAACGAAUAUCAGAAAUCAAGGUUUUCCGCGAAGGUCAUCGAGUCGCUUUUCAACACCGUAACGGACAAGAGAAUUGCUAUGCUAGGUUUUGCUUUCAAGAAAAAUACGGGAGACACGCGCGAAUCACCAGCGAUACAUGUUGCCAAGACUCUUCUGGAUGAAGGCGCCGUUCUUCACAUUUACGACCCCAAGGUCGAAGAAGCUCAGAUUAUUCAAGAUUUGACUCAUCCGAGUGUAACAAAUAAUCCCGAAAAUAUAGAAAAGCGUAUCAGUAUUUACAAGGAUGCUUAUAGCGCUACAAAAAAUACACACGCUAUAGUAUUAUGUACGGAAUGGGACGAAUUUAUCGAGCUGGAUUAUACGAAGAUUUAUACAGAUAUGAUGAAACCUGCUUAUAUUUUUGAUGGAAGAAAGAUUUUAAAUCACGAUCGACUACAACGAAUCGGCUUUGUUGUUCAGACUAUCGGAAAAAGGCUUGCGAGAUGUAAAAUUUCGAGAGCAUGGGGUAGCCAGACGCAAAUUUAAAAGAAGACAGACCAAUCUGAGAUCAAUACUUCUACUUCGAUGAUUAUCUAUAAUUUUAUCGAGAAGAUUGUUGAGAUUAUUCAAACAUAUUGACGCAUUUUUUUAAGUUCGAGAUGUCUCGUUUCCUAAUGAUACACAGACUGUGCAUCGUAACACUGUGUAAAUGUACAUUCCAGUCAGAAACGUAACUUCAAUUCAAGGUCGAUUCGACAUUGAUAUUAUCGCGCAAACACCGAAAGGAAAAGAUUCUCCCUUCCGUUUCUUCCUCUUGUCAUUUUUACGUAUACUCCGACUUCUAGUAGUACGUAUACAUGUAAAUGUACGUUCGUAAAGAUUUCGCGAUUCUCUGAAUAUGUUGUUCAUGAAUUAACGUAAUUACAUUGCGCAAUUAACAGGAAACUUAAUAGAAACAUAAUCGUCGAGAGACGAUUUCCGUAACACGUCGUAAAACGUUUAGAAAAAUUAAAAAAUAAAUCAAUUUGGACGAAAAUCCAAUUUGACUCAACCACUCAGACAAAUCGAAUCACCGUUGAAUCGACGUUAUUUCUGACUGGGAAGUGUUACUUUUGCGUUAAUAUAGAUUUGUACCCUCUUUCCUACAGUUAAUACAUAAUAUACUUAUAAUAUACUUAUGUAGCGUUAGGGGAGGAAGAGACAGUAUAUGAGAUAUAUGAAUGCUUCUUUUUAAACGGUUUAAUAUUAUAUAUGUUCAAGAAACACAUGUUUCAUUAUAUUUUUUUCAAUAUUUUAUUGAAUAUGUUAAAAGACCUUACUUGUACUUUGAAAAUAUAAAAAAAAGAUAAACGUACGCAAUGAAAUCAAAUAUUUAUAAAA